AAUAGUUUUAAAGCAGGAACGAAAAAAAUCACACAAAAUCAUAACCUAAAUUAAUAGGUAUGUCGAGGAGGCCAGUGAAUCCCUCUAGACGUUAUGGCGACGCCGGCGGCGGAGCUGCUCUCUUUUCUCUUUCCAAGCCUCGUUCUCCUCCUUUUCUCUCCAUUAUUCUCACUAUCCUGGGAGUAUUGCUAAUUGUUGCGUAUUUCCAUAGCGGAUCAGGAUCCGCCUUAAAGAACCUUGUUUCCCGAGUGGAAGGUGACUUUUCUUGCACAUUUGAGGUUCUACGGGCGCUACCUGUUCUGAAGAAAGCAUAUGGUGGCGGCAUACAUAAAGUUUUGCAUGUUGGUCCUGAUUCUUGUUCGGUGAUUGCGAAUUUGUUGAAAGAAGAGGAAACUGAAGCUUGGGGUGUGGAACCGUAUGACAUUGAGGAUGCUGAUGCUAACUGCAAAAGGCUAGUGCGUAAUGGCAUUGUGCGUGUAGCUGACAUCAAGUUUCCUCUUCCAUACAGGCCAAAGUCAUUUCCUCUUGUAAUUGUUUCAGAUGCAUUAGAUUACUUGUCUCCAAGAUAUCUAAACAAGACACUUCCAGAUUUUGCACGGGUAUCGGCUGAUGGAGUCGUAGUAUUUACAGGUUUUCCAGGUCAGCGGAAAGCUAAAGCUGCAGAUGUGUCCAAAUAUGGAAGGGCGGCUAAGCUGAGGAGCUCGACAUGGUGGGCACGAUACUUUGUCCAGACGAGCUUAGAAGAAAAUGAAGCAGCGGCCAAGAAGUUCAGUAGUGCCGCAGAAAAGAGCUCAUAUACUCCGAAUUGCCAAAUUUUUCACUUAAGGUCAUACCGCUGAUUUGUUUACAUGGUAAUUUCUAUUUCACUAUGUUGCGGUUACAUAGUGCAGCUGAUAGUUUUAAGUUUUGGUUAAAAAUAUUUAGAUUUAAGUCGGGUAUUAA
This is a messenger RNA of Hibiscus syriacus, 942 nucleotides long. Its product is annotated as probable pectin methylesterase CGR2. Bases 60 to 839 code for a protein of 259 amino acids. Gene Ontology annotation, biological process: pectin metabolic process. The transcript is spliced from 6 exons. Lineage: Eukaryota; Viridiplantae; Streptophyta; Magnoliopsida; Malvales; Malvaceae. The record is from RefSeq and is a predicted model, not a curated record. Gene Ontology annotation, molecular function: methyltransferase activity.